Messenger RNA from Triticum aestivum (bread wheat), 680 nucleotides. RefSeq lists its product as uncharacterized. The coding region runs from base 185 to 562 and encodes 125 amino acids. The record is from RefSeq and is a predicted model, not a curated record. Lineage: Eukaryota; Viridiplantae; Streptophyta; Magnoliopsida; Poales; Poaceae. The transcript has 3 exons.
CAUUAAAAUGGAUAAAAGGGGAUGUAUCUAGAUGUAUUUUAGUUCUAGAUACAUCUCUUUUUAUCCAUUUUGAUGACAAGUAUUCUCGGACGGAGGGAGUAUUGGACAGGAGUUUGUUGAUCAUCGACUCCUCAGCCGAAUAGGACAUUAUCCUGAUUCAAAAGAUUUGCCAAGACAGUUGGACAUGGUGGCAUACUUCAAGGAUGAUCCUCCUUGUCAGAAAACUCACUGCACUGAUGUGGCGGUUGAGCAGUACAACGCACAACAGCAGAGUGAUGAUAAGAAGGUAACGCGUGCAGUUGGAGUUGACAGCAACAUGUUUAUAUUGGACCAGAAUGACCCGUUGAGCUAUUGGCACGUGUACUUUAAAGCUUAUGUGGGGAGAAACCGGUACAGGUGUUUUGCCGAGUUGAGUGGGGAAAAAGGACCCGAAUUGCUCAGACAUUGCACUGCCGUGAAUAAAGCUUCUGUUGUGGCGUGCAGUAACUGCUUUGGAGGAAUAUACCACCCUCCCGGAGUAGAUUUCAAUGGUUCACCACGUCUUCCACCUCCAAACUUAUAGGCAGUUCCUGCGAAAAAAAGACCGUCAGCUCGAUUGGUUCGAGUCAGUCCUGAAGUAGAAAGAAUGUUUCAGUUUGUCCCUUAUUACUAAUUGAAGUGACAUGUGAUGUUUUGUUGUU